AUGUUUUCGACCUCAGUGGUUCCUGAGGCAUUUUCUACUCCAGGCUGGCAGAUUGAAAAGAAGUAUUCAACGAAAGUGCUCGUUGGAAACUGGGUAGAAGAAAGAGGGAAGUUCACCAAAGCCACUGACUGCACUCCCCAGUGCAUUUACAGGAAGGAGUAUGUCCCCAUCCCAGACCACAGACCAGACUACAUUUCCAGGUGGUAUUCGAAAAGUAAAGUGGAGGGUCUCCCCUACAAGCACCUGAUCACUCAUCACCAGGAGCCCUCAAAUCGCUAUCUGAUCAGCACCUACGAUGACCACUACAACCGGCACAAUUACAACCCAGGCUUGCCUGCCCUGCGUACCUGGAAUGGACAGAAAUUGCUGUGGUUACCAGAGAAGUCUGACUUUCCUCUUCUCGCGCCUCCCACAAACUAUGGACUAUUGGAGCAACUGCAGCAAAAGUGGCUUGCUUCCAAGACUAGCCUGAGAGAGAGCAUUUAUAUGACAUCCUACCCCAGGCUGCCUGUGUGCGCUAUGUCCAGGAGGGAACAUGCCAUCCCAGUCCCGCCCCCUCGAUUGCACCCCAUCCCACGCUUCUGA
Messenger RNA from Apodemus sylvaticus (European woodmouse), 585 nucleotides. It is a transcript of the gene Cfap107, whose product is annotated as cilia and flagella associated protein 107. The transcript is spliced from 4 exons. The coding region runs from base 1 to 585 and encodes 194 amino acids. Lineage: Eukaryota; Metazoa; Chordata; Mammalia; Rodentia; Muridae. The record is from RefSeq and is a predicted model, not a curated record.